GCGGACGUUAAGUGUGGCGCUUUCAUUUGAUUUGACGCAUGGCUCUGUAAAAGCUUCUUAUACUUCCGAGGUUUGAUCGUGAGCAGAUGCAGUCAGAGGCUCUGGAGAGUGGACCUCCUCUGGUGUUCUUUGACUUGGAGACCACUGGACUGAGUCGGGACAGUGAGAUCGUGCAGCUGGCGGCCGUUAGCUCCUCCCACUCCCUGAACCUGUACGUACUUCCACAGGGCCGCAUGGACUGGGGGGCCAUGAGGGCCACGGGGCUCUCAGUCCACAAGCACAGACUCUACCUGCACAAGAGGCCCGUGCUCUGUACUCCCCCGACUGAGGCACUCCUCGCAUUCCUCUCCUUCCUAUACAUGUGUCAAAAGCCCACACAGCGCCCUCUCCUGGUGGGACAUAAUGCCCGAGCCUUUGAUGUGCCCGUGCUGCUGCGUGCUCUGGAGGGGCGUGGUCUGCGGGGAGCGCUGGAGGACACGGUGGAGGGGGCUGUGGACAGUCUGGCCCUGUCUCGGGACAUGCUGCGUGACAGAGGCGUGUGCAGUUACAGACAGGAGGCGCUGGUGAGGAGGCUGUUGGGAGAGGACUACACAGCCCACGAUGCACUGCAGGAUGCUCGGGCCCUGCAGAGGCUGGUGUUGCUUGGACUCAGGCCGCAGCUGGAGGAUCUGAACAGGCACAUCUUUAGUCUGAGAGAGAUGAGGACUUGAGGACUGCUAUGUGACCAGGGAUGUCAAGACUUUAAUAGGUUAAUCUAAAAUGGUGAUUAUUCAGGUUUUCAGAUUAUAGAAUGUGAUGAUGUGAUACUCUCAGAUGGGGAGAUAUGUAUGAUGUAUAAUCACAGAGAACUAAGGGAGUGUGAUGUACCCAUAGCGCUCAGUUGCAACCAGAUGAAGCCGCUUGAGGCUAGCAGUUAUAGCGGCUAAUCUGCAAACAGGGACUAUAUUUGGAAAUCCAACCGUGAACCAAAGAGCCAAUCAGGAGCGAGACUGUUGAAGGUAGCGCCCCUUCCCUCUCACACCCUCUGUCUAGCACUUACCAUUGAGGCUGUCAUCAACCUGUUACUAACACUAGCGGGAGCUACCUUGGGAAAACCAGGCAUUGGAUUGGUCUGUAAUUAAGCUUUAUAUCUUGAUUUAGGGAUAAAAUUGUGAAAAAACCAAGAUCAUGUAAAGCAGGUUAAUACUAAAAUUUUAAGACCAAAAUUACGAGGCUCACAAAAGUUUUUUUUUGAAAAUAUGGGGCACCUUUUUCAGUGUAGACCCAUAAACUUGCCAUAUUCCGACAAAAAUCUUCAAUAAUAAUUUUACCUGCAUCUCAGAACAUGCAAGGCACAGUGGCUCUCAAACUGGUGUGUACAACAGGUGAUGCACUAAAUGCUUAUAGUGAUGCAAUCCACACAGAAUGUGUCCAACUUCUUCACCUGUCGCCACUAUUAAUCCUGAGUGAGACAGCAUUACUGCUAGCAUUUCUACUUUUUUAGAUUACCUUGGUUAAACAGAAUCAUGUGACCCUUGGCCAAGUCAGUCAUGCUGACUACUACAAAUAAAUACAUUAUUUAUUACAUGGUAAAAUGUGUUUAUUCGUGAUCUAGGCUUAUUUGUCAGGCUGUAGAAAUCAUUCAGCAGCCACCUACCCCAAAGAUAUCAGCUUAAGGCAUUAAAGUGUGCUUUAUUAUACCAU
Periophthalmus magnuspinnatus is the source of this 1683-nucleotide messenger RNA. RefSeq lists its product as uncharacterized. Gene Ontology annotation, biological process: DNA catabolic process. Gene Ontology annotation, molecular function: nucleic acid binding; 3'-5'-DNA exonuclease activity. The transcript is spliced from 4 exons. Bases 87 to 710 code for a protein of 207 amino acids. Lineage: Eukaryota; Metazoa; Chordata; Actinopteri; Gobiiformes; Gobiidae. Gene Ontology annotation, cellular component: cytoplasm. The record is from RefSeq and is a predicted model, not a curated record.